This is a messenger RNA of Pungitius pungitius (ninespine stickleback), 3846 nucleotides long. RefSeq names its product v-crk avian sarcoma virus CT10 oncogene homolog-like (gene crkl). The record is from RefSeq and is a predicted model, not a curated record. The transcript is spliced from 3 exons. Gene Ontology annotation, molecular function: signaling adaptor activity; receptor tyrosine kinase binding. Gene Ontology annotation, biological process: positive regulation of ERK1 and ERK2 cascade; signal transduction; cell migration. NCBI's taxonomy places the organism in Eukaryota, Metazoa, Chordata, Actinopteri, Perciformes, Gasterosteidae. Bases 848 to 1768 code for a protein of 306 amino acids.
UGCCCUCCUGCCGCCAUUUUUUCGGUCUCGUACUCGUACUUCUAGCGGCUCGGGUAAGGGGGGGGUUCAGAAAUAAGGGAAAGUAGAAAAUACAAAACCGUUAAGCCGGUAUCCCGGGUGAGAGAGUCCGGAGUACACGCGGUAGCUACGGCACAGCCGCUGCUGUGAAGUCCGUUUGUUGUGUGGAGACGUGUUGCGGGCCGCCAUUUUUUUGCUGUGCUGCCUCGAAAGUCCGUUCCGACUCGAGAAAGGGAAUUCAAAAACGCAUUUCCAUGACGUGCAGCGUAGCGUAAGAUCAAGAUACAAGCUAACGUUCAUCAUUUCGUUUCCGACCAGUGGCCACUUUUUUUUUUGGCCGACAUGAGGAUUUAUCAGAUGAAAAACGGAGGACCCCUUUUUCCGUUAUCGUAAGUGACACUGCCUAAAGGAGAUACAAUCAUUUGAAGAGGCGCCUGGUGUUUCUCGGAAGGCGGAACGAAAAGGGGAAGCUUCAUCGAUCAUUUGUUGCUUUGCUCUCCGUCGAUGCCGUUAGUUUUUUAGUCUUUUGGCCGCUCAAGCACACAGGGACCACAUUAUCUUCCGAAGUCGGAUCAAGCCCGUCGCAGCCUGUCUCGGAACAGGGCAGGUUAUUUUUGUUUUGUGUUGUAUUUCAUUUUUUUUUUUUUAAAUCGGAGGUCUAUAGAGCCUGCAGCAUUGAAGCCCUCGCAGGGAGCCCUGCCCUGCACCUUCUAAAUUAUCAUAUUUACUCCAACCACACAAGCGCGUUUUAACGUAUUGCCUAGUCGUAUUUUUGUAAUGUGUUUCCCCUUAUUUUUGAAUUAAUAUUAUUAUUGUUUUCACAACGGAAAUGUCAACCGCUCGGUUCGAUUCGGCUGAUCGGUCCGCCUGGUAUUUUGGACCCGUGUCGCGACAGGAAGCGCAGAACCGGCUACAGGGACAGAGACACGGCAUGUUUCUCGUCCGGGACUCGUCGACCUGCCCCGGCGACUACGUGCUGUCGGUGUCGGAGAACUCCAAAGUGUCUCACUACAUCAUCAACUCUCUGCCCAGCAAGAGGUUUAAGAUCGGCGACCAAGAAUUCGAGCACCUCCCCGCUCUCCUGGAGUUCUACAAGAUCCACUACCUGGACACGACCACGCUCAUAGAGCCAGCACCCAGGUACCCAAGCACGGUCAGUGCUCCCAUCCAGCCCAUGGGUGGCCCAGAGGACAACCUGGAGUACGUGCGGACUCUAUAUGACUUCACCGGCAGCGAUGCAGAGGACCUUCCCUUCAAGAAGGGGGAGAUCCUUAUCAUCCUCGAGAAGCCAGAGGAGCAGUGGUGGAGCGCCAAGAGUAAAGAAGGACGUGUUGGGAUGAUCCCAGUGCCCUAUGUGGAGAAGUUGGUACGACCUUCGCCACAUCCUGGCCAGCCCCCCCAUGGUUCUCGCAACUCCAACAGCUAUGGGAUCCCAGAGCCCUCCCACUCUCUCGUCCACGCCUACGCUCAGCCCCAGACACCAUCGCCAUUGCCCCCUGGAACGGCCGCAGUGUUUAACAGCCCUCUACCGUCCGUGCAGAACGGCCCAGUGAUGGCAAAGGCCAUCCAGAAACGAGUGCCAUGCGCAUAUGACAAGACUGCUCUUGCUUUAGAGGUUGGAGACGUCGUCCAGGUUACGCGGAUGAACAUCAGCGGUCAGUGGGAGGGAGAGCUUAACGGACGGAGGGGUCUCUUCCCAUUCACCCAUGUCCGAAUCAUAGAUCCCCUGAACCCGGACGAGAGUGACUGACCAAGGAGUUGGACCGGACCGCUUCGUCAGUAUAUCGUGUAGGCUAAAUAGGCUGGCUGUGUCCACCUUACCCGCCAGCGUCACCACGGUUACAUGCUUGCCUGCUUGGGGCUGUACCAUGAUAGCGGCCCCUCUGUUGUUGCCAGCCGUUGCAAGGCUUUCUGACUGUUUACAGCUCUUUGGACAAACUUAAAAAACAAAACAAAAAAAAAAAAAAAAAGAUGAAUGCCCCUCUUCUCCAUGUUCCCUUUCCUGUGACUUGGCUCCAGGCGGAGCACUUUUCCCCCCCCCAUUAGUGUCCUCUUUCUUCUCAGAUCAUUGGAGGUGCGGAUGCGUGUUUGUGUACACGCAUGUGAGCGUGUGUGUGCGUGCUUACUAGAUAUUUCCCCCCCCCGCCCAAUUGUUUUAUAAGUUUGAUUGCCCUGAAUAUUAUGUUUUUAUAGUAUUGCGGAUUAAGAAGGUGUUGGUGUUUUUGUUACAUUUUGUUCGGUAGGGAACAGUCCCUGUGGACUUUGGAGAGCACUGAGGCAACGAGGAGCUAACCAGCCAGUCAAAUGUUUUUUUUCUCCAAACAAUCAAGUCACUGUUGUACCUUAACUAUCAUGCGCACACACACACACACACACACACACACGCAUAUAUAUAUUGGCCAUGAGUUAUUCAGGUGGAGUCUUUUUUUGUUACACGUUGUGUGCCAGGCAUCGGGAGGAAGCAGGAGAGCGAGGUUUGUGGAAGCUCUACGAUGUACCAUGACAUCAUAGAUCCCUCCUCUCUUCCACCUGGCACGCGUAUGGCUGACAAGACUUAUUUAUAUUUUGUUAAUAAGACACAACAUGGCCACGAGGGUUUUCAUCCUUUUCCUAUUUGUGCCACAUGAUCAAAUACAUUUUGGGACCUUAAUGAUGUAUCGUGUUGGGGUAAUUGUCCUCUCUGCUCCCUACUUUGCUGUCCUUUGCGUUAUUUUGACGUGAAAGGACGUUGUUUGGAGAAUAGUUGCUUUUUAGUUCCAACUGCACCAAGGACUAGAAGAAGUAUUUAGACUUUCUGCAUAGGAGCGCCAUGCUAUGAACAGGGUUUUCUAAAAGUGGCAACAGGCCAAAGGCUGUCCACACAGGUGAGAAUCUCCAGUGUCAGUAAAACAGGUCAAUGUCAGAGCUAAUACCUUUUUUUUCAGAGAGUAAGAUCUAUGCAUCGGUUGCAUGCAAUCCUCUCUUCAGUGUGCGUUUUUAUUUUUCUGGUGAAUGUUUCAGCCGUCUUUAUGACUUGGAAAUUUUGUGCACAAUUUGUCUCUUUAUGCAAACUGUCAGAGUAGUGGGGAAGCAUAUUUUGUUCUUACAGUCCUGCAACCAGUUUCCCCAGUAUGAGCAGCCAAUUAAGCAGUUGUGCAUUGUUGCUCCCUACAUUUCUGCUGUAAAAAUGCCCCCACCUACCCCAAAAAAUCUCUGCCCCUGUGGGUUUCCCUCCAAAACAGCUCAGCCAUUCACUCAGAGUAAUAUUUUGCCGCUUUUAGUUGUUUCUAAUUUUUUCUUUUUUUUUCCACCUUGCUAGUCUAUUAAAUUGUGCAUUUUCUUAAAAUGACUGAUGUUAUUAAAUUUGUGUAUCUAAGGUGACAUUUACAAAAGGGAAAAAUGCCUGCUGGUUGCCUCUGUGCAUGACCUCUUGGCCGGGGGAAAGGCUCCACCUGGCCAAAUGCUGCUUAAUGCCAUUUUAUCCUUGUUAAAGCAAGGUUUAUCUCGUUUGAAUCCCUCCUGGUGUGUGCAAAUGAGCCAGAGUGGGUUUCUCCUCAUCAGACUUAAUGAAAUCUACUAAUCAAGCAAUACACCCAGAUUAUUUCCUUUUGUUGAGGUGAACUUGCUUCUCUUGCUUCAGAGUUGUUUUUGUAAUGGCAUUUACAGUAUUACUGUGCUCUCUACUCAUAUUCUAGGAAAGCCUGUCUUUUACUUAAGAAUGGAAAAUUGUGCCUUUUUAUUUUCUUAUACCAUUUCCAUGUGUUAAUAUUUCCCAUGGUUAACACCUGUGCUGGUAUUGACCCUUUAUGUACAGAACAAGUAAAUAAAAUUUACGUCUACUUCUUUAAA